This is a messenger RNA of Megalops cyprinoides (Indo-Pacific tarpon), 887 nucleotides long. RefSeq names its product trihelix transcription factor GTL1-like. The transcript is spliced from 3 exons. Bases 38 to 742 code for a protein of 234 amino acids. Gene Ontology annotation, biological process: positive regulation of DNA-templated transcription. NCBI's taxonomy places the organism in Eukaryota, Metazoa, Chordata, Actinopteri, Elopiformes, Megalopidae. Gene Ontology annotation, cellular component: nuclear body. The record is from RefSeq and is a predicted model, not a curated record.
UAGUCUGCCAAAGAAGAAGAAAAACCAGAGCUUGAGUAUGGAGGUGAAAUCGAAGCAGCAGUGGUCCCUGGAUGAGACAAACUGUCUCCUUGCAUUGUGGUCCUCGACAGAAGUUCAGAUUAAACUGGGAGCUUCAAGAACGAAACCGGUGUUUGAAGAACUGCAACGCGAGCUGGCUGCAGCGGGGUACGACAGGAGCGUCGAACAGAUCAACAACAAGCUCAAGAAACUGAGAAAGGAGUACAGGGACCAAAAGAAGAACCCCGGGCAAAGCGGCAGCGGCCGGACACGGAUAAAUCCCCAUUUCGACCUUCUCGACUCGGUCCUCGGCGACGGACCGGCAUGCCAACAGCCCGGGGCCUUCAGCUCGGUCACAGCAAAGCUUGAGGCAAUGGUGGAUGGUACGCCGCAAAGUUCCGCUCAUCCUGAGUUGUCCGCCAUCGAUGACGUCAGUGCCGACGCGGAGCCACCGCCACCGCUGGCCUGCAGCUCGCCCACACCGUCUUGCAGCUCUGGAGCUCUAAGCUCCGCGUCCUCAUCACAGCAGGCCGGACGGGGAAAGAGGAAACGAGACGACGAUGUGGAGCUGCUGCAGCAUGUGCUGCAAUACCUGGAGAGGGCGAACGAGAGGUUCCUGCAGCACAGCAAGGACACGAAUGCCGCCUUGCUGCAGAAAAUGGAAGCGGACACAAGUGCUCUGCUUGGGCUCAUGGGGCGUAUGGUGGGUGGUGGAGACCAUUAACAGGGAGAGAAGAGGCGGGAGAUGGAGUGCAGGAGGGAUGCUGUCAGCAACUGGUGCAGAAAGGAAGUGGUCAGUAUAAUUUUUAUAGAUGUGGAUGAGACCAGCUUGUGUAGGUUUGGUUAAUUGCACAGGGCUUGCCAAUAAA